AUGGCCGAAAAUCCCAACGCCCGACCCAGUGACCCGGACGGACUGGUGCUCGAAGCCUGGGGUCAGGGUUUGAUGGUGGGAUCGCUGGUGGUCAUGGCGGCUGUGACGUUUUCCAACAUGAAGCCACGCAUUUUGCUGCAUAAGUUGAUUUUUGCCGAAUUAAUCCUCGCCAUGCCUCAUGGCACCUUCAUCUUCGCCAACCCCCCCACAUACGGCUGGUACCUCUCCGUCAGCGCCAUCGGGCUGAACAUCUCCUGGAGUCUGCACAACGUCAUCGCGUGGAUGAAGAACAAGCCGUUCUUGUCGACGCGCGUGUCCCGCUUUUACAUCGUUACUGUCAUUUUGGUCCAGCCGUACUGGGUCCUGGAGAUUUAUGCGAAUUUCGCGUUUUUUAAUAAUUUUAAUGAGGUGUUUUUGAAGACGAGGCCUUGGGAGCCGCUGUUUCGAGACCCCUGGUGGAUCUUCACCACCAUCUCCCUCUUCUACACCAUCAAGCGCGAAUACAACUUCGGCAUUCUGGAGCUCGUGUCCGUGAGUCCUCGCUUCGGCAUCAUGUUGGCGAGUAUGUGUCUCAGCAUCGCGUUUAUCGUUGUGGAUACGUGUGCUGUGUUGAAUGCGUUUGAAGGGUCGGGGCUUCCGACGGGGAUUGAACCGUUUUGGAAGCUCUCCUUCAUAUUCAAAUGUCUCUGCGACAUCGUCAUCCUGGACGAUUUCAAAACCGCUCUCGAUCGCAUGCGUACCUACUGGAUCCAGAAACGCGCUGAGUCAGGCGAGAUCUUCCUUGCUGAUUAUAAUACGGGGGAGAGGUCGGGGCCGUGGGCGGAUGAUAGGGAUGGGGGUAUGCGGGGGCCAGGUGGAGGAGGAGGAGGAGGAGGAGGAGGAGGAGGGGAUAAUGGGAAUAUUGGUGAUAGGGGUGGGGAGAGGGAUGGGGAUGGGGGCAGGAGGAGAAGGGAGAGAGGGGAGGGUCGAGGACAUUGUGACUGCGAUUGUGGGUGUCAUGCUAGGAGUGGGAGGAAUGGGGUGCGAGGGAAGUUUGGGGAUGGAGGCGAGGAUGGGGAGGAUCGGGUGCCGAGGGUUUAUCUGAGGGAGGAUGUGUCUGUUUGA
Aspergillus affinis is the source of this 1104-nucleotide messenger RNA. RefSeq lists its product as uncharacterized. The coding region runs from base 1 to 1104 and encodes 367 amino acids. The transcript has 4 exons. Lineage: Eukaryota; Fungi; Ascomycota; Eurotiomycetes; Eurotiales; Aspergillaceae. The record is from RefSeq and is a predicted model, not a curated record.